UCUCUCUCUCUCUCUAGAGGAAUGCUCUCCGAUCUUACUUCAAUUUCCAUCACAUAAGUCCAAACAAUCCCUUUUGUUUUUUUUAAACCCAAUUCCGAACCACAAGGCUUGCUCUGCCUCUCCCCUGUUUCUCCCACGUUCUAAAAUUUCCAUCGGCUAACCAAACUGCCUAAUUUUGUGGAUAAGGAGUAAACAAAGGGGAAAAAAAGGAAAUAGAACAAAUGUCUUCAAGCGUGUGCCAGGGGCUGCAGUCGUGCCUCGAGCCGAGGCGCGUCGAGCCACGCGUUCUCAGGCUCAAGCUCUCCCUGCGCAGACCCUUUGUUGAUUCCGACGGAGUGGCCAAGAUGAAGACCGUGGCGGCCCAGCUGGGCGCCGACCCUGCGGACUGGAGCUUCCUCCAGGCUUUCGCCCCCAGGGAGGAGAAGAGCGAGGGCGAGCAUGGCGCCGUCUACGUCCACCCGCUCCUGAAGUGCUCCGCCUCGUUCCUCAGCGACCGGAGCCUCGAGAUGUGCACCGAGUCACUAGGAAGCGAGACUGGCAGCGACGUGGGCGACAGUGAGGCCCCGCUCCUCUCACCCGGAGGAGGCAGAGGCGGAGGCGCCGACCGCCGCCCGGCGAUUCGGCCAGAGAGGAAGAAGCUGAGCCGGAGCGGCUCGUUCCCGCCGCCGCUGACGUCGGUGGGCGGCUCCACGGGGUUCCAGGUGCGGUCCCGCCGGGAGGGGGGGAGGCUGGUGGUGGAGGCGGUGGCGGUGUCGUCCGGCUGCAGCGUCUUCCAUGUGGAGCGGAGCCACGGCCGUCUCAGGGUUCGCUUCUCGGAGGGGAGCAAAGCUGAAGGGGAAGAGGAAGAGGAGGAAGACAAGGAGGUGGAGGCAGAGAGCAAGGAGCUAGAAGAAGAAGAAGAAGAAGAAGACGAGGAGGAGGAGGAGAAUGUGAGGAUGGAAGGAGAAGACAUUGAUCAUGAAGAGUUUGACGAGGAAGAAGGAGAGGGCAUGGAGGGAAAUAGAGGGUUUGUGGGGGGCGAAAUCGGAAACGGACAGUGCUCGAGGCCAAGCAUGGUGUGGUGCAAUGAAGGUGUAGCCAUAAAUUGGAAGCCCAAGCCAUGUUGGGUGGCUACUUAAAACACCAAUCACUAUCUUAACUAAACUCAUAUACUCUCUCUCUCUCUCUCUCUCUCUCUCUUCUCUCUGAACUGAUCAUUGAUGUUGGGUGAAGGAAGCAGCAUGGGAGUUGACAUACUCUUGUUAAUUUAAUGUGAGAUCCGGCCGGGGUUGUUAUUGGCUACGACGAUUUAUUCAUGAUUAGGGAUGUACUCGUGAACCGGCUCGGCGGGGCGAUAUGCCUCGUCUUCAAUAAAUAGCAUUAAUUAUGUUCCC
Molecule: messenger RNA, 1373 nt
Organism: Rhodamnia argentea
Lineage: Eukaryota; Viridiplantae; Streptophyta; Magnoliopsida; Myrtales; Myrtaceae
Product: protein FANTASTIC FOUR 1-like
Exons: 1
Coding region: 222-1118 (298 amino acids)
Source: RefSeq, a predicted model, not a curated record